CAGGAUCACUCAACCCCAGGGGAACCUGCACUCAUCUCAUUCCUCCAUCCUCAUACUUCUCAGCCAAGAGCUCCCACCAUGAACGGCCACUGCAACGGCAACGUGAUCGACGUCAUGGAGCGCAUGAAGUCCUCCAUGGUGCUCUGCAAGCACGAGACGUCCCGCAAGGAGUCCGAGGACAAGUCCCGGUUACCGGCGCUGGAGGCUGCCUACACCAGCAUCCUGCGGGAGCUCGGCGAGGACACGGACCGACAGGGGCUGCUGCGCACGCCGCUGCGCGCCGCCAAGGCCAUGCAGUUCCUCACCAAGGGCUACCAUGAGACCAUCGACGACAUCUUGAAUAACGCCAUAUUCGAUGAAGACCACGAUGAGAUGGUGAUAGUGAAGGACAUAGACGUGUUUUCACUGUGCGAGCAUCACCUGGUGCCCUUCUUUGGAAAGGUUCACAUCGGGUAUAUCCCCAACAAAAAAGUGGUGGGACUGAGCAAGCUGGCAAGGAUUGUGGAGAUUUUCAGUCGCAGGCUUCAGGUUCAAGAGCGUCUGACCAAGCAGAUAGCCAUGGGAAUAUCUGAGGCUCUGCAGCCCAAAGGCGUAGCUGUGGUUAUUGAAGCAUCGCACAUGUGCAUGGUGAUGCGAGGCGUCCAGAAGAUGAACAGCCGCACGGUGACGAGCACCAUGCUGGGAGUUUACCUCGACGACCCCAAAACCCGGGAGGAGUUCUUGACUCUUUCGCAGUCCUAACGGAGGUCACCCACCACUGACUCUCACCCCCCCCCCCCCCCCCCCCACUCCCCGCAAUUAUGCUGGAUUCGAGGCCAACUCUGGAUGUCAACCACUCCACACUUAAGCCGGAAAGAUUUCAAUUCCAGUCGCUGAAAUUCACAAUUUGAAAAUCACUGUGAACAGUAAUUGUAGUUCCGCAGUUCCUGGUGCCUUUGCUAGAUAUAUCACAGUCUUACAUGGCAAUUGUUUUUAUAACUCGUGAGUGCAAUGUUGUAAUGUGACAAUACUUCAUAGUUUGAUUUCCUGAUGGGAAAUUCUUUGGUGCUUUUGCAAAGAGAUACUUUCCCAUACUUUGUUAUUGUAUUUAAAAUCAUCCAAAUAUACAAAUAUUUAACAGUCUGUGUCCAUUCCGCACAAAAUUAUGAAGUAUUUGUAAUUUAUGACAAUUUUGUACAUCUGUAAUCCAACGAGUGAUUGAAUAAUGCACUGAGUACAUUUUGCUGUUAUUGCUGAUG
This is a messenger RNA of Platichthys flesus (European flounder), 1238 nucleotides long. Its product is annotated as GTP cyclohydrolase 1-like. Gene Ontology annotation, molecular function: GTP binding; GTP cyclohydrolase I activity; zinc ion binding. The coding region runs from base 79 to 741 and encodes 220 amino acids. Gene Ontology annotation, biological process: tetrahydrofolate biosynthetic process; tetrahydrobiopterin biosynthetic process. Lineage: Eukaryota; Metazoa; Chordata; Actinopteri; Pleuronectiformes; Pleuronectidae. The transcript is spliced from 6 exons. Gene Ontology annotation, cellular component: cytoplasm. The record is from RefSeq and is a predicted model, not a curated record.